GCUCCACCACCUCUCUUCAAGACCACGAUGGACCAGGAGACGACCGAGGCCGCUCUCAAUAUCCUGGGCAUCAGCUUAGACCGUAAAGAGGUGAAGUCCCUGGCUGAGAACCUUCCGCUGCCGUGGAAGGAGUGGUGGUCACAUGUAUGUAAGCUCAAGUCUGUGAGCCAAUGGCAGUCCAAGCUACGCAGCUUCGACUCUGAAGCGGAGACCUGGAUCCUUGAUGUGAAAUCUUAUACGACGAUUGGUAACAAGAUCUACCAGUACCUCGACAGCGACGGCGAGUGGAGUGAGACGGCGCUUCAGGAUACCCCACCCUGA
Messenger RNA from Prorocentrum cordatum, 321 nucleotides. Lineage: Eukaryota; Dinophyceae; Prorocentrales; Prorocentraceae. The record is from the annotation of a GenBank genome assembly.